UAGAGGGUUGAAUGACAUUUCUAGAACCAAAGUGAGUUAUUGCAUAGCUACAAGGACAGCUGAGAGGGAAAAGAGAGUUUCCAAAGCUAAGGAUUUGAGGCACAGUUCACCAACACAUUUCACCAAACUAUCUGGUAAAGCCAAGUUACCAUUCUUGAUACUCUUCUUUCAAGACAAUGGGCUGGAAACUGAAAACAGUGCAAACUAUUCUCAGUAUUCUAGCCUUCUACAUUACAUUUGCAGUCGGGGAAGAUGAGGAGCCCAGAUCAGAAUGUGCUGACUUCAACAACAUGACCUGGCUGGAGUACCAUCAGCAGGGCAGCAAGCUACAGGUGCAGUACCUGCUCUUGACACGCAAGAAUACAGACUGUGCCAGCCUCUUCAGUCAGGACUUCCUCAGCAACAACACCUACUUCAACUCCUCCCAACCCACCAAGAUAAUUGUCCAUGGAUACAGGGCUCUGGGCAGUAAGCCAUCCUGGGUGAAGCAGCUGGCCCAGGCUCUGCUGUGGGUGCAGGAUGCCAACGUGGUGGUGGUGGACUGGGUCUAUGGGGCCUCACUCGCCUACAACAUGGUGGUGGAGAACUACAAGGAGGUGGCCAUCCAGAUCUCUGUCCUCAUCAACCAGCUCCAGAACCAUGGAUGCAAACUGGAGUCAUUUCACUUCAUUGGGGUUAGUCUUGGGGCACAUGUGUCUGGAUUCGUGGGGACCCUGUUCAAGGGCAAGAUAGGAAGAAUUACAGGUCUGGACCCGGCUGGACCAAUGUUUAAAAGAGCCGACACGUUUGACCGUCUUGACCCCUCAGAUGCACUGUUUGUGGAGGCCAUCCACACUGACUCCGACUAUUUCGGCAUCUCCAUCUCUGUCGGCCAUGCAGACUUCUUUCUAAAUGGCGGAAUGGACCAAGCAGGUUGCUCGCGCUCCAGGUCUACGUCAAUGUAUAGCUAUGUGAUCUGUGACCACAUGAGGGCGCUCCACGUCUACAUAAGUGCACUGAACGGGACCUGCCCACUGACUGGCAUCCCUUGUUCCAGCUAUGAGGACUUCCUCAAGGGGCGCUGUUUAGGCUGCCCAGGCAGAUGUCCACGAAUAGGGUUAUUGGAGAACAGUGGUUUAACAGUCUUUCCUCUUCCUCAACCAAAGAAGCUUUUCCUCCUGACAACUUCUGCACCUCCCUUCUGUGCCCAUCACAUCCUGGUGCAGCUGGAGGUGUUCCUCCUGGACAAGAGUGCUGAAGUGCAGGUGAUCCUGAGGACUGGGGGACAUCCUGAAACAGAGCAGAGACUCAGGCUACAGACAGACGGCACCAUGUACAGUAGGGUGAUAGCCCACCCAGUGCCACUGUGUGAGAUAGACUCCAUCCAGCUGAAGAACACUGGAGCGCACUUCUACAGGCAGGGAGACAUCCACGUUGUGUCUGUCUGCAUAUCAGAAUUCCCCUCUGUCGGAGAAGUGGAGGCAUUGUGUGUGAAGAAGAUAAACGUAAGGCGAGGAUCUCCAUGGAACCAUGAUUUCGUACAGCUGUGUGAGAAUUACUGAUGUAGUAAACACACAGAGAUCCUAUGAACCAGCAUGUUUCUUUUUCUCUAGCAACCUCCCAAUAGUCUGAAACUGUGUCCUUUCCUCAUCUCCUUUCCUUCAUCAAUGAUGUGGAAUGCUUUGAUAGGUCUAAGCAGUAAGGAGGAAGCCUAUCCUUAUAGUUAUCAUUGGGAAUGAAGGAAAGGAAAUUAGAAGAGUUUUACUGGGACUAGCUCACGCAGAAACACACACAUGCAGCUAAUAGCUCCCAUUGCAAACAGCUACACACAAACUUUGCCAUCCUAUAACCCUAGUCAUAUGUUACUGAUGGACCACCUACAGCCAAACAGAUUCCAGAACAGUUCCAAACUACUUCUUUACAUUUCUUUAGUAUAUUCUAACAGCAUUAGUAUUGAUGUACAUAAUCAUUCCGACGCAGCUGAAUGUUACUUUAUUCAGAGCUUCUGUUGAAGCAAAACAAUAAAAGGGUAACUCUGGAAUGUGUGAAUUUUGUCUGUACUCAAGGGCUUAACUCUCUGAUUUCUGAUAAGCAGGGGUGAGCAACAUAUUCAGCAACAAAUGUGCAACUGUGAUAACUGA
This is a messenger RNA of Oncorhynchus keta (chum salmon), 2120 nucleotides long. RefSeq names its product phospholipase A1 member A-like. The transcript has 11 exons. Gene Ontology annotation, molecular function: carboxylic ester hydrolase activity; lipase activity. The coding region runs from base 177 to 1541 and encodes 454 amino acids. The record is from RefSeq and is a predicted model, not a curated record. NCBI's taxonomy places the organism in Eukaryota, Metazoa, Chordata, Actinopteri, Salmoniformes, Salmonidae. Gene Ontology annotation, biological process: lipid metabolic process.